CACAUGGAACCGACGUCAAUUUAGUACUUAGGCACCUCACACACCCCACGUGCACCAUCCUCAGCCCACCCACCCGUAAACAAAACACGAAGUGUAAACGACAGCAAAGAGCAUGCCCCCGCCCCUCCCUCCUCUCCCCUUCCCCUACCCCCUCCGCAUCGGCACCGACAUCUGCCGCAUCGGCCGGAUCCAGCGCAUCCUGCAGAGCGCGCGCGGUCCGCGCUUCAUCCAGCGCGUGCUGGCGCCCGAAGAGCUGGCGCACACGCGGCCGGCCGUCCGCGCCGUGCUCGACGCGGCCGCGGCCGCGGCCCGCAGCAACAGCAGCAAUGGCAACAGCAACAGCAGUGUGGGGACGAGGACGCAAGCUUCCACGGUGGAGUGGAGGUCAUUGGUGCAAGGCCAAGUCGAGGAGACCAGGGAGGAUAUGGGAGAUGUCGAGAGGAUGGUGAGCGGGGAUCGGGAGGUUGGGAAAUGGGAGGUGGGGGAAGGAGAGAGAGGGGGGGAGGGGGAAGCGGGCGAAGAAGCGGCGUUUAAGGCGCACGCGCAUCUCAGGCUGGGCUUCCACGACGUCCUCAUCCUGACACCCUCGGAGACGGAGGCGGAGAUAGUGAAGCCAGAAGCUGCUUGGCCGCGUGCCCCGGCCCCUGUCGCGGUGAUCAAGCCCGGCGAUGGGAGGAGGGAUCAGAUGGCCAUGGUUAGCAUCAGCCACGACGGCCAAUAUGCGACGGCUGUAUGCAUCGGAUUUGAUGCAGGGCAAGACGAUGGCGAGCGCAACACCGCCAGCGACUGA
Thermothielavioides terrestris NRRL 8126 is the source of this 790-nucleotide messenger RNA. RefSeq lists its product as uncharacterized. The record is from RefSeq and is a predicted model, not a curated record. Bases 113 to 790 code for a protein of 225 amino acids. NCBI's taxonomy places the organism in Eukaryota, Fungi, Ascomycota, Sordariomycetes, Sordariales, Chaetomiaceae. Gene Ontology annotation, molecular function: holo-[acyl-carrier-protein] synthase activity; magnesium ion binding. The transcript is spliced from 3 exons.